Messenger RNA from Loxodonta africana (African savanna elephant), 3749 nucleotides. RefSeq names its product lysozyme g1 (gene LYG1). Gene Ontology annotation, biological process: defense response to Gram-positive bacterium; peptidoglycan catabolic process. Gene Ontology annotation, molecular function: lysozyme activity. NCBI's taxonomy places the organism in Eukaryota, Metazoa, Chordata, Mammalia, Proboscidea, Elephantidae. The record is from RefSeq and is a predicted model, not a curated record. Gene Ontology annotation, cellular component: extracellular region. The transcript has 8 exons. Bases 2092 to 2931 code for a protein of 279 amino acids.
AAAUGCUCUUGGUUUCGAUGCGCUGUCCACCUAACGCACACGUUCUGGAGUUUUAUACACUUGCGUCACGGUGAAAUACAUCUUUGAUAUUUUCUGUGUGGAGAUUAUGUUUAAGCUACCAGUCUAGGACUAUGCUUUCUCCUGGGAGGAGCAGACUGCUAGUGUUCCUCUUCUACUCCCAGCUCGAUGUUGCAGAAGCUCUAUUCCAGGCAAGAACAGCAGAUCUGGACCUCCCUUCCUCCACUCAGUCCCCACGUGUGAGGCAGAAGCUCGGUCCCGUGCAUGACUGACCAAAGAUACUGGAUCCCAAUUGCCGUUCCCCAGCUUGCUCAGAGUUGAGGUUCCAUACAAAGAAAGUGGGAUGAGGUCAACACUUUUAAGGAGAGGAGGCAGGAUGGAGAGUCUAUAUAAAGUGUUGUGUCUGACUGCCCCUAAGGACAGGAGCUAACUGAAGACAGGACCUGCAGAGCCCAGCCACCAGUAUGCCUGCGUGGUGGCUGCUCCUGGGCCUCGUAGCCCUCACUGGUGAGUGUUUCAUUUUUUCCAAAUGACCUUGGAGAUGGAGAGGAUAAGCACAGGGACCUAAUGGUCCUUCUGGUGCUUGGAACGGCAGCAGAAGGUGAUGUUUUCCUCCGAAGGGGUCCAGCAAGUCCUGGAGUUGGUGACAGCCACGACAAGUAACGUUUUCCCCAUUGCCCCACAAAACGGGGAGGGGGGCACUCCUCCAGAAUGUAAGGGCCUUAAAAAGCCUGCUUGAGGCUCAACUCUAAGAAUACUCUAAGAAUACAAUGACAAUUGCUCAUUGUUCCGCCAUAAAAACCCUUUCACCAAAAGUACUUUCUGCUGCCUUAUUUAUUGAAAGUAUUUGUCCACCAUAUAUUUCCACAGAAGAUACAGAGAUGGUUUAUCAUAAUCAGACUAAUGUAACCAAGACAGAGACCUAAUAUCGAAGGAAUCGAGGAGCUGUGAGUAAGCAAACCAUUGAGGCUGACAUAGUGGCUGUGAUCAAACUUUAGAUUUGGAUGUAAGCCUCCUUGAAGCUGGGACAGAAGGGAAACUAUGUGUCUCGUGAGAAAUAAAAAGAGGGAGUUUUGUUUCUCAAGAGAGGGAAAAUUUUUCCUGGCUCUAAAUUCUAAAAAUUUCUUAGAUAGGAUCUUUUAUUCAUUCGUUUAUUGCCCCAUUUAUACAACAAAUACAGCGAAACCUGUGAGAGUCGGAACUCGGCGCGACUGCCUUGUUUUUCUGGGUCUCACAAGUUUUCCGCCUUUGACAGGGUCAGUCUUACCACUUUUCUAUCACUUGUUUCAGUGGAAAAUAAAUUUGAGUUUUCCUUCUCUGACAGAUUUCCACCUCACACAGGUUCUGGCUUCUCCAGGUUUUACUGUGUUUUAAAAUUCCCAUGAGGUACUAAGUAAGCAUUGGGAAUAGAAGGAAUUUCAUGGAGCAUAGAACGUGGUUAGGGAACAGUGCCCGAGGUAGGCAAUGAGUAACACAACCAACUACCACAGAAAGAAUAUUUAUCACAAAAAUAAAUAACAAGAUAAAUAGGUACCCAUUAAAAAAUAGAAAAGAAUGUGUUGGCUUGUUUAAUUUUUAGUAUGCUUAUAAAAGACCAGGUAUUUUCACUUCUACAUUUCUCUCAGAUUUCUCAUCAAAAGUUUGUAAAGUAGAAGUAUUUACUCCAAAAUAAUAGUCUUUUCAGAUGUCAACUCGAUGAAUCGUUUGGUGAGAAAAUGGAACUUUUCACCUUAAAAUGCGUUUAUGUAAGCAUGCAGUCAUUUUAUGAGGAGAUGGGCAGUAAGUUAUUUUCCAAAGAUUUGCAAAAUCACGAAGAUUUGUUAUCAUUUACUGAAGUCAAAAAAUAAAAUAAAUAAAAAAGAGUAAUCUACUGAAAAAUUCUUAGGAGUUUAUAGUGGUGAGAUGAUUUCCUGACAUCAUAGGUGCUUGUUACCUGCUCACAUACUGUCUUCACUGUUGUAAGUACUAGGGAGGGCCCUUCUUGAACUUCAGUGGCCUUGUGGAAUCCCACAGCAUGUCCCACCACUUCCCCUCUUCUGGGACAACAGGAACUUCAGUGGUAGGUAGAGAGAGAUGGAAGGGGCAGAGAGAAAGGGAAGACGAGGAAACAGCGACCCCCACGUAGGUCCUGUGCCCCACCUGUGCCUCACCUGUGCCCCACCUGUGCCUCACCUGUGCCCCACCUGUGUAAGGAAACGCUCCCAUGUCUCACCCCCUUGCAGCCUUUGGCACCCACCUAGACUGAACCGCAAAGAAGGUGGAGCCAGUCCCAGGUACCAGCUUACGAGCAGUGCCUUCACUCUGGGUUUGGGUGAUUAUUCCAGAAAGGACUCGGCUUUAUCCGUUUUUCUCCAGAGCAAACACUUAACUGAAAGCAGCAAUUGGGGAUGCUAUGGAAACAUCCGGACCCUUGAAACCCCUGGGGUGUCUUGCAGUGUUGGAAGAGGACAAGGCCUUAACUACUGCGGAGUCCGUGCUUCUGAAAAGCUGGCUGAAAUAGACAUGCCACAGCUAGUGAAAUACCAGCCCGCGAUGCGAGUUGCUGGCCGGAAGUACUGCGUCGACCCUGCGCUCAUAGCGGCCAUCUUGUGCAGGCAGGCUCGCAGAGGCAACGUUCUGGUCGACGUGGGGAACGUGGACGAUGGGGUCGGGGUGGUGCAGUACCCUGGUCUUCAUGCUCCCACGUCUGGGAUCAGCGAGUCCCAGGUUGCCCGGAUGACUGAGGUCCUGAUUGUUAAAAUCAAAGAGAUCCAGAGGAGGUUUCCAAGCUGGACCCCGGACCAGCAUCUGAGAGGUGAACUCUGUUCCUACGAUGGAGGUGUUGGCUAUGUCAGAAGUAGCCAGGACCUGAGCUGCGACUUCUGCAAUGAUGUCCUUGCACGAGCGAAAUACUACAAGAGACGUGGCUUCUAACGCUUCAGGUCAAAUCCAAGACCAUUACCAUACAGGAGGCCUUGGCUGCUAAACAAAUAAAACUAGCCAACGGGGGCUGUAACUGCAAACCUAAGUUUGACCUGAAGGUCCUCAAACUAAUGUGAAUCAUAAUAAAAGAUGAAUUAUAACCUGAGUUUUGUGGUCUGGUGUGUGUGUGGUUGUGUGUGUGUGAAAGAGACUUAAGAGCUCCUUCCCUUUAAAGGUACCUCCAUGGAGAUUACCUGCAGUGUGGAUUUCUGUAAAAUGAAUCCUGUAACUCAUUGACUAGCCUCACCAGAUUUAGCAAAUACAAAUCAAGGAAGCCCAGUCAAGUUUGAAUUUCAGAUAAACCAUGAAUAAUUUUUUAGUAUCCGUCCUAUGCAAUAUGUGGGACAUGUUGCAUUGUUGUUAGGUGCAGUCAAGUCAGUUCUGACUCACAGCGACCCUGUGUACAACAGAAGGAAACACCACCCAGUCCUGCACCAUCCUCACAAUCCUCGCUAUGUUUGAGCCCAUUGGUGUAGCUACUGUGGCAAUCCAUCUCCCAAAACAGAUUUGCUCAUUCUUCUGGCAGUCCAUGGUAUAUUCAAUAUUCUUCGCCAACACCAUAAUCAGAGGCAUCAGUUCUUCUCUAGUGGAGGCCCAGAAGGUUAAGUUAGUUGCUCAAGGCCAACUGGCCAGUUAAGGGCAGAGCAGGGGUCCAAAUUGAGGCCCCAGACUUAAGCACUACAUAGGACUUCAGAGGAGCCUAUGGCUGACAUGAUCUGGUAUAGUGCAACUUGAAAUCCCCCAAAGUAUUUCCUCCAUAGAUAGGAAAA